Molecule: messenger RNA, 486 nt
Organism: Anopheles maculipalpis
Lineage: Eukaryota; Metazoa; Arthropoda; Insecta; Diptera; Culicidae
Exons: 1
Coding region: 1-486 (161 amino acids)
Biological process (GO): sensory perception of smell
Molecular function (GO): odorant binding
Source: RefSeq, a predicted model, not a curated record
AUGGUUUCUGUAAAGCAUCAUUGUGUGCUGUUACCAUUGGUUUUCAUUGUUAUCGCUAUAUGGCCAAACGCAAGCUGUCAAUCACUGGACUUCUCCAAAGUUACGCUAGAUAGUCGAUAUUUUGUGCUGUUUAGUUGUGCCCGUGAUUUGAAUGUUCCCGAGGAAUUAAUUGAACUUUACAAAUUCGAUAUCUUUCCGGACGAUCAACUUACGUGCUGUGUGUUUCGGUGCCUCGGAAUGCGGCUUGGAAUCUACGACGACGUCAAUGGAUUUGAUGUGGAUAAACAAUACGAACGAGUUAAGGACAGUCUUUGCAUUGACAAGAUCACCUACAAACGUGGUGUUAGCAACUGCAUCCGAAAUGUGCUACGAGGCAGAACGCUAAACGCUUGUGAGAAAGCUUAUCUUAUCAUUACAAAAUGCCAGGGUGAUACUAUAAAUAAUAUCAUAAAUCAACAACUUAAUGCACUAACGAUUUGUGAUUGA